Messenger RNA from Salvia hispanica, 1303 nucleotides. Its product is annotated as putative E3 ubiquitin-protein ligase RHC1A. Gene Ontology annotation, cellular component: cytoplasm. Gene Ontology annotation, molecular function: ubiquitin protein ligase activity. The record is from RefSeq and is a predicted model, not a curated record. NCBI's taxonomy places the organism in Eukaryota, Viridiplantae, Streptophyta, Magnoliopsida, Lamiales, Lamiaceae. Gene Ontology annotation, biological process: protein ubiquitination.
UAUAAAACACACACACACAGUUGCUUUUGCAGUCUUUUCCUGCAUAUCUCCAAUCUCAAGCAUAAGCUUUUAAUGUGUAUGCAUAUAUUUUAUAUCUUACUUUACAGAUAAUGCAAUGUUAUCGCCUCCAUUUUGUAUAGGAUUCAUUCAUCUGGAUCACAGCCUCUCACAUUCAAGUAGCAGUUGAAGAGUGAUUGAGAAUGAAAGGAGGAUUGAUUUUUUGUUGAUCGUUUAUGGCCUUGUUUUACCAGAUUCAUUCAUUUUUGUAUAAUACCUUAGCUUGGGAAGGAGCAAAGAUGUCGAGUCAUUGGUGUUAUAAUUGCCAGGAACCUGUUUCUCUCACUGGCCCCAAUCUGGUUUGUGCCAACUGUGAAAGAGGCUUCGUUCAAGAGCUCGAUGAUGCAAUUAGUACGAACACCUCUAGGCCGGGGUAUAUGGAAGCCCUCUCGAAUUUCCUCAGGCAGCAAAGGUCGGAGGCGAUUGAUGGCAAUUCACUUCUCGUGUUUAGUGGAGACACGCCGGUUAGAAUGCCUGGCAUUUUGGAGUUUCUCAAUGAGACUCUUGGUUUCAGACGGGAAACCGGGGGUGACUAUAUUGUAGGACCGGGAGUCGAGGAGUUUCUCCAACAUGUGACGCAGAGUGAUCAACGCGUGCCUCCCCCGGCCUCAAGAUCCUCCAUUGAUGCCUUACCAACCAUCAAGAUUUUGAAGAAGCAUGUUCGUGCUGACUCGACCUGUGCUGUUUGCAGAGAAGAUUUCCAACUGGGAUCCCCGGUGAGGAAGUUACCGUGCAAGCAUUUGUACCACUCGGAUUGUAUAGUGCCAUGGUUAGAGCAACGAGCUUCGUGUCCAGUCUGUCGCCAGGAGCUGAUCACUCAGCAACUAGGCAACAACGACUGCAAUAGUCACAACUUGUGGGGCCAAAUCCGAAGAAGCAGAAGGUGGAGCAGGAGAUGGAGUCGGAGAGAGGAAACACCAGCAGCAGCAGCAGCAGCAGAAGCAGAGAGUCAGGGAACGCGAAGGAGGAGGAGGUGGUCUUUCUUGUGGCCUUUUCGUUCAUCUCGGUCCAAUUCUAACCGUGGUGAGACAGUCGAACCAAUCCCAGUUCCAUACUAUGAACAUAACCAGCAUGAAGACUACUCGUACUGGCCUUUUGAAUAUUGAUCUUUAUCAAUAACAAAACAACAAAUCCUGCUGUCCCUUGUGAUCCUAGUAUUCAUCAUCCAUGUGAUAGAAUAAAUGUGUGGACAUGUUCAAUCUUCAUCAUUGUUAUUUAUUCAUCUGCAUAUUGCCUUUUUGCAUUA